Messenger RNA from Aaosphaeria arxii CBS 175.79, 1146 nucleotides. RefSeq lists its product as uncharacterized. NCBI's taxonomy places the organism in Eukaryota, Fungi, Ascomycota, Dothideomycetes, Pleosporales. The record is from RefSeq and is a predicted model, not a curated record. The transcript has 4 exons. The coding region runs from base 1 to 1146 and encodes 381 amino acids.
AUGGCUCCUAUCCGUCUACCCUCCCCAAUUGAAGAGUCUCUUCCCACCAUCAACCCCAAAAAGCUUUACGGAAACAACAACAAUGGUGUUGAUAAAGUCCGCGAUGCUGUACACAAGGAUACAUUCGAAGUCAAAGAGAAUGAGCUUCACGCUACAAAGAAGUCCAGGAACGUGACUUUCGAGAACUUCUAUGGCCACAAGCCAACUCGCGUCGAUAGACGAUUUGAUGUCACUCUGUCUGAUCACAGCUAUCUACCAAAGAUCGAAAAUCCGCGUGCCGACUGGGUCGUAACAGCUGCAACAAAUGCCUUCAGGGCAUAUCAGCACGGCGACUUAGGCCAGGUGAAACGUUUUGCAACAAUCGGCACGGGCUCUGGAACCGAUGUCAUUGCCGCACUCGACAUCUUCCCCCAAAUUGAAGCUGUAGCCCUGACGGAUCUACACGAAGAUGUUGUCGCAGCUGCCAAGUCGAACGUUCUCGCUUCUACAGAGAAGUCUGACGACGCAAUUCGCGCCGUUGCAUCAACUGCAGUGGCUCGCGCAGGCGACGUUCUCGUCCCCUUGAAGGGAGAGAAGCCUUUUGAUCUGAUUUAUGAAAACCUGCCCAACAUUCCACUCCCCAACGCAGGAGAUCUAGACAACGGCCAAGCAUCUUCAACAUAUGUUGGCGACCGCACUCUGGAUAGGAUUCCACCUUUCGCCAGCACAGCACUUUUGGACUUGCACUACGUCGCUCUCUGGCAAGCUAAGAACUUCAACCUUCUCAGUCAGACCGGCGCCGUGCUAUCCAGCAUGGGUGGCAGGGUUGACAUAGAGACUAUGCUGAAGCUUGCUGAUGCAGCGGGCUUCGUUGGCAGAGUCGUCAGUCUUGCGUGGAAAGAACAGAGUGAGCCUGAGAAUGUGAUUGGCGGCUAUGCAGAGUUUGAGAACAAUGGGCUGGGACCGUUCUACUUCUACCCUACAGCUGCGCUUGAGAAGGUGUUCGCCAACUAUAAGCCGGCGUCUGCGGCAUUGUGCAGACAGCAAAUUGAAAUCAAGCUGGCUCCUCACCGUUUGGAUGCUACGACUGCGUUGCAGAGGUACCGUGAGGGUGAGAGGAUUGGCCAUACAGUGGUUGUAUUGGCUAGCGUUCUCAAGGCUACAUAG